UGCGGUUAAACCUCAAAGCAGAAGAAGAGCCCAACGCGGAAGUCAUGAAGGCUACGCUAGUAAUGCUAACCAGCUGUGUAGCUAUCCUCGCCGGUUCUUGCUGAUAGUAACCUUGCGUUCUCACCAGUUAACUUUCACUGUAAUUUACUUAGCUGCUAAAAAGCUGCAUGACAGUGACUGUGCUGUAUAUCGGUUCCUGUUUUGUGAAAUAUCCAUGCAGCUGAAGUGCUGAAAAUGAGAGAAGGAGUGUGUGUCCUGUGACUCAGCUCUUGUGUAGCCAUGGAGAAGCCCUGGAGGCUGUGGGGGGCAGUAGAGCGGUGUACCCUGACUCUGGCCUCCUGGUCCUGGGGUGCAUGUCGAGUCUCCCUUUUGGCUCUCAUCCUCACCUUCCACCUGUAUGGCGGAUUCUUCCUCCUAGCUCUUAUUCUAGCCUCUGUGGCAGGCAUCCUCUACAAAUUCCAAGAUGUGCUCCUCUACUUCCCUGACCAGCCCUCCUCCUCUCGCCUUUAUGUUCCCUUGCCAACAGGAAUCCCUCAUGAAAAUGUGAACAUUCGCACCAAGGACGGUGUAAAGCUUAACCUCAUCCUGCUUCGCUACACAGGAGGCGACACGCCUCCUGGAGUCACCCCUGGCAAUCAAAGCAGCCCCACUUCCUCUGCUCCACCUACAAUCCUAUAUUUCCACGGUAAUGCAGGUAAUAUCGGUCACAGGGUGCCAAACGCCCUGCUCAUGCUGGUCAAUUUAAAAACCAACGUGGUGCUGGUGGACUACCGUGGCUACGGGAAAAGUGAGGGUGAGCCCAGUGAGGAUGGGCUGUACCUGGAUGCAGAGGCCACACUGGACUAUGUCAUGACUCGUCCUGAUCUGGACAAGACAAAGGUGGUACUAUUUGGCCGCUCACUGGGGGGUGCUGUGGCUGUGCGCUUAGCAUCAGUCAACCCUCACCGUGUAGCAGCCAUUAUUGUUGAAAACACCUUCCUCAGCAUACCCCACAUGGCAGCGACACUCUUCUCCUUCUUGCCAAUGCGCCUGCUGCCUUUGUGGUGCUAUAGGAAUCAGUUCCUGUCCUAUCGACAGGUGGCGCUGUGCCGCAUGCCCUCACUAUUUGUGUCUGGUCUGUCAGACCAGCUCAUCCCACCUGUCAUGAUGAAACAACUGUAUGAGCUGUCUCCCGCGCGGACUAAACGCCUGGCUAUCUUUCCAGAGGGCACACACAACGACACGUGGCAGUGUCAAGGCUACUUUGCGGCUUUGGAGCAGUUUAUAAAAGACCUGCUGAAGAGCCAUGCCCAUGAGGAGAGUGCCCAGCCCUCAUCUAGUGUCACCAUUAUCUGAAAGAAAAAGUCAUGUACUGAUUGUAGACUACUGGUUGUGGGCUGGAGGAAGUAAAGGCUGUCACUGGGGAUUGAUUGGACUUAAUUGAUUUCUUUUUUCUUUUCUUUUUUUUACAAAGAAUGUAAAAAAUAUAUAUAAACAUAAAUGUUUUUUCUCUGGGUUUCUAUUUUAUUUAACUCUUUCUACCUUUCUGUACAUGUUCAAAUGAUUUGACCAUUUCAAGGUUUGAAGAGAGGGUAACAAUGUCCUUUUGUUUUACAGCUAUGAAUGCAUGUAUUUAAGACCUUAAAUGACUGAAGCCAAAUCAUACGUGCCCACACUGCAGUCACAACAUAUUUGCUGUAAUGGGUCAUCGGGUCUACAGAAAUACAUUUAAAUCCCUGAAACAAUUGCUCAUCACAUACUGACCAUAUGAGGACCUACAAUAUUACAGUCAAAACUGAACUACUGGAAUUAAAAUUAAUCUUUUCAUAUAGAAAAUGAGACACUGAUUAUAUCUAGGCCUAUACUGUAUAUAUCUUUGUUUAUACAUAACCUUGCACUGUCUUUAGUUCAGAUUUACCCAAGUGUUGAGUUAUGUAUGCUAACAUCUUCUGAGCAAUACUUUGAGAAGAAUAAGGAUGUUUUUUUUUCUCCCUUUUUGGUGAGGAACAUGGUGAGUCCUUGCAGCAGCUUGGCAUGACAUGAUUUAGUAUUGAUAUAUAUAUAUACCCUUACAAAUUUUGUUUGGAACAUAGCAUUAAAAACAUGUUGAAGAACUGUAUUCAGCCAUAAAAGGGUUGAGUGCUGAGAUGAAGUGGUUAGUAAGAUAAGUGUGAUAUUUGUUACUUCUGCCUAUCAAAAAUAACUUGAGAACUUAUUUCCGGUCGAGCUACUUCUGUCAAAAUGUCAUGGCUUGGGCUGCUUGAUUAUGGAAAAAUUCAUACUUCUUUUACAUGAUUACUCAUUGACUUUUGGAAAGAUGUAAUUAUUGAAGUUAAAAAAAUCAUCAGUGAAAACUGCGAAAUUCCCUUCUAAUACGUUUCUCGUUAGAGCUUUUAGUUUUUCUCCAUUCAGAAAACAGGACAACAUAAGAGUUGACUUACAAAACUAAAUGUGCAAAUAUUUUUUUUUUAUUGAUUACUCUGUUUUUUAGAUUGUUAGGAGCAGAAAGAUUAAUUGCACAUCCCUAUUCUUUACUGUUAAAUGGGCUGUAGUUGCUACAUAGCAACGAUGGCUCCAGUAGUUUGGUAAGGAACAUUUGCUCUUACACUCUAAUUGCACAAGUAAGCAACUAAUUUCUGUCCACAUACAAACACGGGCAUGUGACUAUUGUAUCCAGGCAGUCUUGAAAAAAAAUCCAAACCUAUCUAAAGAUGAAGUGUGAACUUUUUUACUCUAAUGGUGUGAUUAAUUGUUUGAUAUUAUCAACAUCGUAAUUGUUAUUUGGAGAAUUCUAGGUUCUCAUGUGGCAAAAUGGCUUUACUCAAUUUCAAUUGGAGGUCUUUUAUUGAGCUAAUUAACUUUUCCUGCAUGUCUUCCAACAGGUGGAGCCGAGUCUGAUUGUUAAAACACCGUUACCUGCUCUUGCUUUCCAAAUGCAGCAUGCUGCACUGCGGUGGUACUAAAGCCAUUUUAAUACAGACCUCCUUAGCCAUAUUUGAUACUGUUUGUAAACAGUAUGCUCCACAAAAUCUAACAAACAAGACAACAUGUAUCAUUGUGAACUUGAAAAUGGUCUAAAGGCUACUAUGAAUGUGAAUUAUGAUCUUGAAUUAACAAGUGGGCUUUACAAGAAAUAGUUUCUAGAUGGCCUUUUCAACUUUUGUUGUGACUUUUUGCCACCAGUGACACAAAAGUUUCAGACAUUUUUGUAUCAUUUCAAACCCAUAAACUGAGUUAGAUUUAGCUUCUUAUAUGUUGGUAGAGAAUAAUGUUUUCUCUCUGAAUUCCACCAUAUGAAUAUCCAUUCACUUAGUUCCACACACUUUGUUUUACACACCUGCUGUUAGUUUGCAUUGCGCUGUAUCUUCAUUCAAGUAAAGAUGUGGGAACUUCUUCAUUUGACGUAUUGUUAUGGUGGCUUGCCUGAAGCAAAGGUAACUAAAAUUUUGGGUUUAUAUGCUAUCCAAAUGUAUUGUUACUGUUGAUGAAAAGAAAUGGAAUCAAACUGAAUGUCUCUUUAUUUCUUUUUAUAAAAAAAAAUCCUUUGCCAGGUAUUUUGCAAAUGCACUAUGGAACAUAUUUUCAUAUGUUCAUAUACUUGUUAAAAGAAUGGAAUUAAUGCUGUUGGAAGUGUUGACAUCAUUUUGAAUUUGCAUUUGGAAGCUGGCAUGUGAUCACGUUGAGUCUUGGCAAAUUUCUGUAAUGGACCUGCACAGUGUUGACAUUGUUUGUGUACAUCUACCAUGACUCCACAGGGAAGAAACAUUAAUGGGAUAUCUGAACAGUCAGACAUCUGAAAGAUUCAACUUCCUCUUCAGUAUGAAGCAGUCAGUUUGAGGGAUUUUCCAUAUAACUUUAAUGUUUUUUUUCUAUAUCAAAACAAUGUAGACAAAUUCUUUUCUAAGCACACAUUUUCACUUUCUAUUUUCUGUACUGUAACAUGCAAUAAAUUGAUACGUUCAA
This is a messenger RNA of Etheostoma cragini (Arkansas darter), 3942 nucleotides long. RefSeq names its product abhydrolase domain containing 13 (gene abhd13). The transcript has 2 exons. Gene Ontology annotation, cellular component: membrane. The record is from RefSeq and is a predicted model, not a curated record. Gene Ontology annotation, molecular function: palmitoyl-(protein) hydrolase activity. Bases 280 to 1335 code for a protein of 351 amino acids. Lineage: Eukaryota; Metazoa; Chordata; Actinopteri; Perciformes; Percidae.